ACUGCAAUAAUAAUAAUGUAUAUUACGACAGAUACUAAUUUUUUAUCAAAAAAUUUUCUUAUUCAUACAUUUUACGACGAAAGGACUUGUUUUUGCUGGAAUCAGGAUAAACUUAUAAUAUUUCCAUAUACAAAUAAUGAGCACGUAUCUGUUAAAGUAUUAACAGCUCCAGCUCCAAUAAAAACUAUACAAUGUUUUACUGGUCGAAUUUUUUUAAUUUGCAUUCCACACGGCGUUUACAAACUUUCAAGGGACCGAGAAUUUGCUGUUCUAAGUAAAAGUGCGAUUGGAAUGGGUACUGUUUUUCAUGAAGUAUUAAUACCGAGAAAUGAGUAUCUUUAUUUGGAUAAUAAGCGAGAAAUGACAAAUAAACUGCUAUUUAAGCUUUCUUCCCAAGAAACUAAUUCCAGUCAACUGUAUGUUUAUCCAUUAAAUAUGGAUAGCAUUGUAGAAUAUUUUAUGAAAACUUUAACAAAUAAUGAUUCUACUAUAAAAAAUUUAUGCAUAAUUGCAGAUGGACUAAAACUUUUAAUGCUAAUCAAUGAAAAUGUAAAAAUAAUACAUAGCAGUAUUUAUUCCAUUAGUAAUAUAAUACCUGUACGAAAGAGUUCCAAAAUUGCAGCAUUACUUCUUACUACAAACACAAAUGUUAUUAUUUUAAUGCAUUCAAAAGAUAAUGUGCUUGUUUUUGAAACAAUUUAUAUAAGAACACAGAUACAAGCCAUUUGCGCUGCUUUUAGCCAAUCCCUAGAAGAUAUAUUAUGGAUUGUUUAUUCAUAUGAAUCUAAAUUAUAUUAUAUAAAGAAACAAUUACUAAUUGAUAAUAUUUAUCAAGUAAAAGUCGAAGAUAAAAGCUUUGUUUGUUUACAAUCAUAUGACUCUAAUAUAAUUUUAGGUUUGACAGAAGAUAAUCAAUUAGUAGAGUUUCCUAUAAGUACAGUAGAAAGAACACUGUCAAUGGAAAACGAUACUUUUAUUAAUCUUCACUCCAAUAUGUUAGAUGGUGUGUCACUUAUAAUGGAUAAGAUUUAUAAAAGUACUCAAGAAUUACAAACUUUAAAUGAAAUAUUAACAGCAGAAAAGGAUAAAUUAAGAAGAAUAAAUUUAUAUGCACAUAAAGACAAGAUACAGUUAUGGCCAAAAAUGAUGAUAAAUUACAUAGCAAAUCGGACAUUUUUAACAGCAAAUUUUCACGAGGUCCUGCCAAAAAAUAGUUGGGUCAUCCUUAAUGUAAAAUUGGGAUAUCGAAAUCUGUUUUGUAUGAAGAAAAUAGUAGUACGGGAGACUAUAGUUGAUAUUUAUAUACCUGAAAAUUUAAUGGCAGAUACAUCACAAAUUGCAAUAGAUUUAAUAGCUUUUAGAGAUAAAAGAUAUCCUUGGUGUCUAAUAAGGAAUUAUGUAAUCAGUGAUUAUUUGGAAAGAAGAAAGAAGAAAAAGAGAUUUAAUGUCGAUUUUAUAAAUUCUAAAAUUGCCAUACUUCAAACUUGUAUACGAGAAGGAAACAUUAAUAUGAAAAAAUUAUCUGAAGUUAAGAAAAGUCUAAGAAAAGAAUUUAGUGAUAUAUAAAUUUUAAUAACAUACAAAACGAACGGUUUUUUUUUAAAUUUCAUAUUUAUGUUAUAUUUUUAUAAUAUAAAUUUAUAUAAGAAAUACAAGUUGAAUAUAUAGGAAACCAACAAAAAAAAUCGAAUGCAUUUGAAAACAAAACUGUAUCUUUAUUUUGCGGAUAUAAUAAUAUGUUGAUAAAUAUUUGACUCUUUUUUUGGAUACACAUUUUUAUCGACAUGCUUUUUAUCAAUUCUAUAAUUAUACAAUAUAGAUUAUACAAUGUUGCUAAAACUAUGUGCAAUGUGCAGUUCCCUGCUAUACACCAAUACAGAGCAUUUUGGUUUAGUAUUAAUGUGUAUGCCUUUUUUUGGAUAAUAUUUUGAUUUAUCAAGGAAUAAUAUGCAGAAAGAGAUAACUGAAUAUCUUUUUCUGCAUCAUGAUUUUGGCAAAAUUUUGCUAUUAAUGUGAGCAAUAUACACUUAUUUUUAUUUAUAGGCACACUAUUACAUAAUGUUAAUCAACUAAAAGUCAGUUUACAAAUAUAACGCACAUAAAUAGUUGUUAUUUUUUAAUUUUUCUUUCACAUGCUUCACUAAUAUUUAUAUCUUCACUUAGUAAGAUGCAAUUUCUGUUGUGAAAAUAACAUACAAUUGUUAUGGGUAUAAACUCACAGUUAGUGAUAUCUAUAAUUUCUAUAAAAUACUGUAAAUAUAAAUAAAUUUCAAUAAGUACUUUAAAUUGCUGUUAAUAGAAUGCAUAAUGACUAAAUGGAUUGUAAAAAUAUUGUCUGUAAUAUUCAUCGAAAAUUAAAAAUAAAUUGGGAAUAAAGAACUAAGCAAUAAAGAAAAAAAAAAA
This is a messenger RNA of Bombus pyrosoma, 2403 nucleotides long. RefSeq lists its product as uncharacterized. The record is from RefSeq and is a predicted model, not a curated record. NCBI's taxonomy places the organism in Eukaryota, Metazoa, Arthropoda, Insecta, Hymenoptera, Apidae. Bases 16 to 1566 code for a protein of 516 amino acids. The transcript has a single exon.